Molecule: messenger RNA, 1404 nt
Organism: Miscanthus lutarioriparius
Lineage: Eukaryota; Viridiplantae; Streptophyta; Magnoliopsida; Poales; Poaceae
Source: the annotation of a GenBank genome assembly
AUGCGUCUUGCCCAUAAUUCCUUAUCAGGGACAUUGUCACCAGAAGUAGGAAAUCUAAAAAACCUUGAUGAACUUGAUUUCUCUAAUAACAUGAUUUCUGGCGAGAUUCCAACCUCCAUUGGUGAAUGUCAAAGCUUGGAACAUCUCAAUACAUCUGGAAACCUUCUUCAAGGGUCAAUUCCUUUGUCACUAGGAAAUCUGAAGGGUCUCUUGGUGCUCGACCUUUCCUACAACAAUUUAUCUGGGACCAUCCCAGAAAUCCUUGGUAGCUUGACAGGCCUUUCUUCCUUGAAUCUCUCAUUCAACAGAUUCCAAGGUCAAGUCCCAACACAUGGGGUAUUUCUCAAUGCAUCUGCAAUCUUGGUCAGGGGAAAUGAUGGCCUAUGUGGCGGUAUCCCUCAAUUGAAAUUGCUACCCUGCUCAAGCCAUACCACCAAGAAGACACAUCAGAAAUUCGCCAUAAUAAUCUCAGUAUGCAGUGGAUUUGUUCUUUGCACAUUAGUAUUUGCACUAUACGCAAUCAACCAAAUGAGACGGAAGACAAAGGCAAAUCUACAAAGGCCAGUUUUGAGUGAGCAGUAUAUAAGGGUCUCUUAUGCUGAAUUGGUCAAUGCAACAAAUGGAUUUGCACUUGAGAAUCUCAUUGGAGAAGGGAGCUUUGGCUCGGUUUACAAAGGAAGGAUGAGAGACAGUGACGAAGAUAAAGCCAUCGCUGUUAAGGUUCUAAACCUCAUGCAACGUGGUGCAUCUCAAAGUUUUGUCGCAGAAUGUGAGACAUUAAGAUGCACUCGACAUCGGAACCUUGUUAAGAUAUUGACGGUCUGCUCAAGUAUUGAUUUUCAGGGCCGUGACUUCAAGGCCCUAGUGUAUGAGUUUUUACCAAAUGGAAAUUUAGACCAAUGGCUGCACCAACAUAUCAUGCAAGAUGGUGAAGAAAAGGCACUAGAUAUAAUUGAGAGGCUAUGUAUUGCUAUUGACGUGGCAUCAUCACUUGAUUAUCUUCAUCAACAUAAGCCGAUGCCAAUUAUUCAUUGUGAUCUUAAGCCAAGCAAUGUCCUCCUUGACAGUGACAUGGUUGCUCAUGUUGGUGAUUUUGGGCUUGCGAGGUUUCUGCAUGAAGACUCAGAGAAAUCAAGUGGCUGGGCAUCAAUGAGAGGAUCAAUUGGUUAUGCUGCUCCAGAGUAUGGACUGGGCAACGAAGUGUCGACCUCCGGUGAUGUCUACAGCUAUGGCAUAUUGUUGCUGGAAAUGUUCACAGGAAAAAGACCAACAUCCGGUGAAUUUGGAGAAGCCAUGGGAAUCCGUAAUUAUGUUCAAACGGCACUGCCAGACAGAUUUUGCAAAUCGGGAUUCGGUGUUCAGAGGAGAGGCCAAUGGAUCGCCCACCAAUUGGAGAUGUUCUGA